CCAUAAGUUUAGAGUCAACAUAAAACAAUCAUACGUGAUUUAUACGUAACUUAGCCGUAUCGUAUUUUACUAACUCCGUACUAUUGGUUUAACAACCACCCACCCCUAAAAAAAAAUAAAAACCACGUUUUUUAAUUUUUGUUUUUAUGAAUUUAACAACCAUACUUGCAGGCGCAGCCUCUUCUUCUUCAGAGAAUCACAUGUCAGAUUUUGCACAGUGUUGUUGAUGUGCAUCGCCCCCUCAACUCCGUUCAUUCAAACUCUUCCAGUCCCACAAAUCGCACCAGAUAUUUUCCCACUGUUUCCUUCCAAUUCAAUCACUGACCACCCAAACUACAAUCACUAUUCUUCUUCCCUCUCUCCUGUUCAUUUCCCUCUUCCCCCUUCUGUAAAAACCUAUGGACUCUUCCUUCCCCAACUGAAUUGAAAUUGAGUUCAUCUGUGGGUCCGUCCGUGUUCUGUGGGCUGUAAUUCGAGAUUAUCUUGAAGAAAGGCUUCAGCUUUGAGUUGCUUGCGCACCCGCGAAACCAACCUGUCACAUGGGAUUGGCGCUAAUCACCGACGAAGGCAGGAUUGCGAGGAAGACUUCGAACUUGGGGAGCUCUUCAUGGAACCACCGCAACUGGGUUUGAUCGAGCAGUCCUUCAAUAGCAGGUACUCCAACUGGGCACGCGAGGCGCUCGACGAAUUGCCUGACAACUUCACCAUCACCGAUCCUUGCAUUUCGGGCCACCCAAUCGUGUUCGCCAGCGGGGGCUUUCUCAAGAUGUCUGGUUACUCGCGCGACCAAGUGAUUGGGAGGAACGGCAGGAUUUUCCAAGGCCAUAACACUUGCAGAAGGUCGGUCAUGGAGAUUCGGGAGGCGAUUCGGGAGGAGCGCGGGGUGGAGAUCAAUUUGUUGAAUUAUCGGAAAGACGGAACGCCCUUCUGGAUGUUGUUUCGGAUGACGCCGGUCUUUGGUAAGGAUGAGGGCCGGGUGAUUCAUUUCGUCGCCGUUCAGGUUCCCAUCCUGCGCCGGAGGCAGCGGAGGGGAAAUGGGGAGAGAUUUUGUGACGGGAUUUGGUCUAAUUCCUGCAGAAGGGAAGUCUGCUCCAGUUCAUCGGUGGAAUUGGCUGGAGUUUCAGAGGCGGAUUCCGGCUGUAGAGCACUUGAGGUCGAACAACAAUGCAAGGCAAGCGACACAGAGAAGCAAAUAGCUGCAACUGCUAUUAGAAACGUGUUGUCCGUGCUAACCCACUACAGCGAAUUAACCGGAAGAUUGGUGUGUGAGAAGAGAUUUGGUCCCAGCCUUGUCAGUUCAUCUUUACAUAUCUCUCUUGGUAGAAUCAAACAAAGCUUUGUAUUGAUGGAUCCACACAUGCCGGAGAUCCCUAUUGUUUAUGUUAGUGAUACCUUCUUAAGAAUGACGGGGUAUGCUCAAAAUGAAGUUAUAGGGAAAAACUAUAGUUUCUUAACUGGUGUUGAUACAGAUCCCUCGGCUCUACAUCAGAUAGAGCUAAGUAUCCAAGCUCAACAAGCAUGCUCAGUACGUAUUUUACAUUACAGGAAGGAUAAGAGCUCCUUUUGGAAUCUUCUGCACAUUUCACCAGUUCGUAAUGCUACUGGCAAGAUAGCGUACUUUGUGGGUGUCCAGAUCGAAGAAGGCAGUUUGGACCGACAUGGAUUGAGUCCUGAGAUGAGGCAGCUGAGCGUCGUUGGAUCAAUCAAGGUGGCCGUGAGGAGUUCAUCAAUGUCAUCUUCUUCCUCCAAAUCAUCAUAGCUUUCAAUGGAUCAAUACACCAGCGCAGAGAGAGAGAGAAUCCUCUCGCUGUAGCAGAGCAAUCCUUACACUAUGUUUGGGAAGGGUUGUAAAUGGAAGGGGGUGCAAAACGUGAGCGUAAAUUCACUGUUUCGGCUUACCCCCAAAUUGGGGUGCAAGAGAAGGAAGGGAGGGGAAGGGGGAGGAGGAGGGGAAUUAUGAAUUUUUAAUUAGAUUAUAAUUACAUAAUAAUUAAUAUUAUUAAUUUUUUCUUAUAUCUAUACUGGUGUAGAAGUUGUUUGGGGUUGACCGUUUGACUCAGAGAGCAAGUUUGUCAAUGUUCGCCUCGUCAAAUCGAUAUCUCUUAGUUGACCCGAAUUUGCAUUGAAAAUUAGAGAUAAGAAGCGUUUGUUGAAAAGAUAGAGAGGAACAGUUUAGUUAACUCGAUUUACUUUAAUAAGUAGUUAAAACUUAC
Linum trigynum is the source of this 2213-nucleotide messenger RNA. NCBI's taxonomy places the organism in Eukaryota, Viridiplantae, Streptophyta, Magnoliopsida, Malpighiales, Linaceae. The record is from the annotation of a GenBank genome assembly.